GCUUCGAUUUGAGCCAAUUUCGACCAGCCAUAGAGCUGGACUGCCGGAGCGGGCCAAGGCAAAACCCAGUGGGCUUGGGCUGCGAGCUUUUUUGAAGUGCAUGCCGAACCGUCCGCUAGCCAGGCCUGAGCCCACAUUCUAGUCUCUAGAGCCGCCUGCCGUUAAGGGAAUCGACCUUGCUGGCGCCGAAGCAGCAAAGCGAGUGUUGUGUUUCUUUUAGGGUUUUGCCAUUUGCUUAGGGUUUUUGCUCUUUGCGUCGAUUCAGUUUGUUUCUUUUCUCCGAGCAGCCAAGAAUUCAUUACGCAGCAGCCAUGGCGAGCACCAAAGUCCAGAGGAUCAUGACCCAACCGAUCAACCUCAUUUUCAGGUUCCUUCAAAGCAAAGCUCGCAUUCAGAUUUGGCUGUUCGAGCAGAAGGAUUUGAGGAUAGAAGGGCGCAUAAUUGGGUUUGAUGAGUACAUGAAUUUGGUAUUGGAUGAUGCCGAGGAAGUCAGCAUAAAGAAGAAAAGCAGAAAGUCAUUAGGGAGGAUCUUACUUAAAGGGGACAAUAUCACUCUGAUGAUGAACAGGUAUGUGAAUAUAUAUCAUGACCCAUUUUUUCUCUUGUAUGCAUGCACAUGUUUUGCGCCCUCAAUUCAUUCUCUCGUUCAUUUCUUUUCUUUCUUCUUCUUCUUUUUCUUCUUCUUCUUUUUGGGGCUCUUACACAGUGGGAAAUGAUGACUAGAAGGAAGGAUGGGUGCAGGAGCUUUUGGAUUGUUGCAUUUUUAAUGGAUAUUGUAUUUGUAUGGCUAAUCAUACAUUGAGCUUGGAUGUGUUCUUGUGAUAAUUACUUACCUUUAAAUAUUAAAAUAGGUACAAGUUGUGUAUUUUUUUUUUGGGUUAACAUUUGCUUGACCAUGAUACAUUUCUCCAUUUAGCUGAAGUGCCAAUUAUAUUUUGCAUGGUCCCA
Molecule: messenger RNA, 948 nt
Organism: Malania oleifera
Lineage: Eukaryota; Viridiplantae; Streptophyta; Magnoliopsida; Santalales; Ximeniaceae
Exons: 5
Coding region: 312-716 (134 amino acids)
Biological process (GO): mRNA splicing, via spliceosome; spliceosomal snRNP assembly
Cellular component (GO): U1 snRNP; U5 snRNP; U2 snRNP
Molecular function (GO): RNA binding
Source: RefSeq, a predicted model, not a curated record